GCCGCGCACCGGUCUCCCCGGUCGGGUCUACUAACCUAACCCGGUGGCCCGCGGGUCAGUUCACUCCGAUCUGGGAUCGCGGCCGCCAGGUCUCCGAAAGGUCAAAAAUCCGAAACGAUCGUCGUCCGUGCCCGCCACGUUUCGCGCGUGUAAAUUUUAUUCGUCAUUCGAAAUCUGUUUUUUUGUUUUUAUUUAAUUUUUUUUCGCUUGCCACUACAAAUCGAUACGAGACGAGACAAAAAUUAUCACUAACAAUAUCGGCGAAAAAAAAAAAAGUGUUUCAUACCGUGUGUUAGCUAUCGGGAAAUAAAUAUAGUUUGUUAACUCAUCUUGCGUGUCUAUCGGUAAAAUACCAAAAGUCGUUUGUUCAGUGUUUUUUUUUCGCCGACCACUACGGUCGAUUACAGCGGGCACAGCAUCGCGUGCUGAGGCGCCCGGCGGUUUUCCGCGGUGAGCGACCGGCACCACCUGCACUGCCGCCAAGUCGGGGCACUAGCCCGACAGUCUCAGCAGAAGCUCAGGUGCACACCGGCAAGCACCAUUAUUAUUCCGCAUAACGGCCUCGCGGUGUGUCGCGCGGCGGUAGGCGGACUAUGCACAGUGUCCGGUGGCGGCGGUCCCGGCAUGACGGGCGUCGGAUCGGCCGCGCCGCCGUCGCACCAGGGCCCGCCGCACGGCGGGCCGCCGGACCUGCUGACCAGUGGACACCACCACGAUCUCGGUGGGUUCACCCGGAGCAUGUCGCUGGUGACGCCGGCGUGGCGCGACCCACCCGGCGGCGGUGGCGGCGGCGGCCACCAUCUGGACGAGCCGCAGCAGAGCACCACGCCGGGAACGGCCAGCUCGCAGUCCGGCGGUUCGCUGGUCACGCUCGGCGGACAGUGCGAUAAGAACGGACAGAACAUCGAGUGCGUCGUGUGCGGUGACAAGAGCAGCGGCAAACACUACGGACAGUUCACUUGCGAAGGCUGUAAAAGUUUUUUCAAGAGGAGCGUCCGCCGGAAUCUCACGUACUCGUGCAGGGGCAGCCGGAACUGUCCCAUCGACCAACACCACCGGAACCAAUGCCAGUACUGUCGGCUGAAAAAGUGCCUGAAAAUGGGCAUGCGCAGAGAAGCCGUGCAGAGAGGUCGAGUUCCGGCCAGUCAGCCACCCGGGCUCACCGGACUUCCCGGUCAGUUGUGCCUGGCCAACGGCGAGGCAGCAGCGGCCGCGGCCGCGGCCGCCGGAGCCGUCGGACUCAACGGCCACUCGUACCUGUCCUCCUAUAUAUCGCUGCUGUUGCGCGCCGAACCGUACCCGACGUCUAGGUACGGCCAGUGUAUGCAACCCAACAACAUCAUGGGCAUAGACAACAUAUGCGAGCUGGCCGCCAGGCUGCUGUUUAGUGCUGUUGAGUGGGCUCGGAACAUACCCUUUUUCCCAGAACUGCAGGUGACUGACCAAGUGGCCUUGCUGAGGCUCGUUUGGAGCGAACUGUUUGUACUGAACGCGUCACAGUGUUCGAUGCCACUGCACGUUGCCCCACUGUUGGCCGCAGCUGGGCUGCAUGCGUCUCCGAUGGCCGCGGAUCGCGUGGUCGCUUUCAUGGACCACAUACGCAUAUUCCAGGAGCAGGUGGAGAAACUCAAAGCCCUCCACGUAGACGCCGCCGAGUACAGUUGUCUGAAAGCCAUCGUCCUGUUCACCACCGACGCUUGCGGGUUAUCCGACGUGGCGCACAUCGAGUCGCUGCAGGAAAAGUCUCAGUGCGCCCUGGAGGAAUACUGUCGGACGCAGUACCCGAACCAGCCGAUCCGGUUCGGCAAGCUGCUGCUCAGGCUGCCGUCACUGCGCACGGUCAGCUCGCAGGUCAUCGAGCAGCUCUUCUUCGUCCGGCUAGUGGGCAAGACGCCCAUCGAGACGCUCAUCCGGGACAUGCUGCUCAGCGGCAGCAGCUUCAGCUGGCCGUACAUAAACUCCAUGUGACACUCCGUCUGGAGGCAGAUGACGGGCACGCCCGCCCCGUUGUGAUGCCGCGCCGCCGCUUAGUCUAUACACACUCAGCCGAUCGUUGUCGCGUCGCGUGGUAAAAAAUAUACAACGGGUGCGAUGCGAUAUCCACCCACAUAAUAAUAUUUUAACGUGGCCGCGACAAGCGGACGCCGUGCCAUCACCGCCGGGUACCGGACGUACCGUCACCUUUUACGCGCGCCGAGAGCAAACCACCGCAUCACCAUCGCCGCCGUAUCACCUGCACCGAUCAUAUUAUAUUAUAUUAUUAUAAUAAUGCAAGAAACGUGUUCGACGCACGAUGACCUACACUAUAUACGGCAUCACGCGAUUAUUAUAAUAUAUUUUAUUAUUAUUAUUAUUAUUUAUAUAUUAUACUACCUAAAUGCGUUUUAUUAUUAUUUUAUCUUCUUUUUGUUUGUUUUUAUUGUUUAUUAUUAUUAUUAUUAUUAUAUUUUUUUAAUGUCCCAAAAAUUAGGCCCUAAGCGCGUUUUAGUCUACACGCCACUUAGACGACUGGGAGAGUUGCAAUAUAUAUUACGAUUUUAUACCGUAUAAAACAUUUUAUUUUAUCGUGUCAAGCAUGAUGAAAAAUUCCAUCGAUGUACAUUAAACAGCUUUAAUUUUAUUAUUAGGUACUGACUAUUAUUUUUACUAUAGUCGAACUUGUGACUGUAAAUACUUAUAUAUAUAUAUAAUAUAUAUAUGGGCUAUAUUAUAUACAUAUCGAGCCAAAAAAAUAAAAUAUAUUCAUAUAAAUAACGAAUAAAUACAUCGCCCAAAAAGAACUAUGAUAAUAAUAAUUAAUAAUAAUAAUAAUAACAAUAAACGUUUUUUAGUCAUAUUAUGAUAUUAUUAUUUAGGUUAUUGUUUUGUUUUCCCUUGCAGACUUUUUUCUUUUUUUUCUAAUGUAUAUUAUUAUGAUAUUAUUACGCAUUUAUGUAUGAUAUUUAUUAUUAUACUAUAAUAACACGUUUGAAACCAUACCUUAUUACAAUAUUACCUUAACUAAACACGCCGUUUCUCUUUUACUUUGUCUAUAUAUAAUAUUAUAACACGUAUACCUAUGUACGCAUAAAAUAUUAAUUUGCAGACGCACGCCGUAAAAUCCUAAUAAUAAUGUGUACGUUAUUUCUUCGCUGCACACGACUUGCAGUGCUCUGCCGUUUCUAUAAGAUACAAUAAUAUAUAAUAAUAUUAUAGAUACACGCUUUUAUUUAUUUUCAAGAUAGGUAUUCGAAUAUGUUUAGUCGUUUAAGUGGCAUGUCUAGUUAAAUUGAUCAAGGUGAUGGUUAUGUAGCCACGCCUCGUCAAGAGCUCAUAUUAUUAUAAUCAUUUUAAAGUUUGUUUUAUUUAUAUUGCCAUACAGGUUUAUAUAUUAUGGCUUAUUAAUGAUUGGUUUUAUUUUUGUUUUUAUGUUACCGUUAAACACAUAGGGUAUAGAAUUUUUUAUUUAUAUUCGAUUCGGUAAUCGAAAAAUAACUUUUUAUUAUAAUAAUUGUUUUGUUUUCCUGUAACCGCUAUCGCAUAACACUUCAUAUUUAAUAUAUUAUUAUACCAGCUACUAUACGUAGGUACCUAUAAUUUAUAAAUAAUAUGCAAUAAUAUACCUGCACCCAUACCCAUUUAAUUGUUUAAUUGUUAUUAUAAAAUGCCGGGAAAUGCGUGAAAUGAAAAAAAAUGAUAUCACUCGAUCACAUCGUUAUUAUAUAAUAUGAUGGCUUCAGAUAACAUCAAUGGCGCUACAGCAAGGGAUGAUGACUAUAUAUUAUAAUACGACGGCCGUAACCCCCCCAUCGCACCUGUCGACUAAAUAUGAUUAUCGCGCCAAUUCAUUAUGUACCUACAGGUGCUGUAUAUUACAUCGACACAAUAAAAUAAGCGUUACAACGAUGGUCGCAUAUAUAGGACAUCUAGUCGUCGCUAUCGUCAUGCACAAUCACGUACAAAUCGAAUUCGUUUUUUUUUUUUAAAUCAAUUAACAGAAAGCCUAUAGUAUAUAAAUCGUUUUGAUUUGUGCAGUCGUUCGUAAUAUACCCGUUUUAUAGACAUAGCCUAACCUUACAUAGCAUACACGUCAUAACCAAUAUUAUAUUCAAUCAUCUUGUAAUAGACUAAUAAACGAUUCUACUUCAAAUCAAUAGCGAAUAGAUUAAAAUAUGAAUUAAAUAUAGGUAUAAAGAGCUAUUAUUUUAUAUAAGUGUUAUUUCUUUCUGUAUUAAUUAUAAUAGAUAAAUAAUAAUAUUCCGGUUUUAUUCGAAUCACUAGAUUAGUCUAGAUUAGAUACACGAGGUGGCACAGUACUGUCCACGUAAAAUAAAACUGUCUGUAUAAAACUAUUAUAAUAUUUAUAAUAUAGGUACCGACUAUAUAAUUUUUAGAAGAAUAAUAUUCCUAAUGAUUACUGUAUAUUAAAAAUACCCGAGUAUGGACGAUGCGGACCAAACGGCAUCUCUGUCGUAACGCAUAUUCUAUAAUAUAAUUAAUAAUAUUAUGUAGGUAAAAUAGAAAUAUUAAAAAGUGUGUAUAAUAUUGUGUACAUAAUAUCUAGUUAUGAAUUUUUAUUAUUAUUAUUAUUCUUUAUAUAAUAUAUAAAAUGUUAAAUUUCGCAUACAAUUUCGUAGUCUGCACGUGUUUUACAACAUGGCCGAUACCUAGUUAUUUUGCGUCAAACGUAAAUCCCAUAAUAGAUGGUAUAUUAUAAUAAUCUGGUCGUAUGUAAUAAUGAUAUAUUGUAAUAUUAUAAAUAAUAUGUUUAUGUACAAUUAAUAUAAAUAAUUGAUUUGCAAAAUGUUAUGAUUUAUUAUAUAUAAUGAUAAUAUGAUGAUGAUGAUGAUAAUAAUAAUAAUAUAAUAUAUACUUGUAAGUGUUUUCACGCGGAUUUGUUGUAAAUAUUUUACUAUUUUAUGUGUAUAGUAAAGAAUGCCAUAUUAAAAAAAGGUUUUUUGUUUCAA
This is a messenger RNA of Metopolophium dirhodum (rose-grain aphid), 4946 nucleotides long. RefSeq names its product nuclear receptor subfamily 2 group F member 1-A (gene svp). Bases 625 to 1968 code for a protein of 447 amino acids. NCBI's taxonomy places the organism in Eukaryota, Metazoa, Arthropoda, Insecta, Hemiptera, Aphididae. The record is from RefSeq and is a predicted model, not a curated record. Gene Ontology annotation, biological process: cell differentiation; anatomical structure development; regulation of transcription by RNA polymerase II. Gene Ontology annotation, molecular function: nuclear receptor activity; zinc ion binding; RNA polymerase II cis-regulatory region sequence-specific DNA binding. The transcript has 5 exons.